UGCAGCACCGUCAACACCCCUACUUCCCGCGGCUAUGUAUGGAAGUUAGCCAACAAUUUACCACUGAUUUAUGGAUGGCUCUACGACUUGGGUGUCGCUCCUGUCCCCAGUUAAAAUAGACAACUGGCGUGAACAAUGGCUUCAGUUGGAGAAUGCAUAUGCAUUUGAUGAAUCAGUUAUUGCAAAGGACAAGGAGUCGGAAGAAUUAGCGCAUCAAUACACUGAAGAAGAGAACACGAGUGAGAAGUUAGGUUACUGCCGCGUCUCUUCGGUGCAAUCCAUAAUAAGAAGCUAUGGCACUAGACUGUACAUCGCUGACAAAACUAACCCUUGUUUUAUGUGUGGCAGCAGCCUGUGGCUUUCCCCCAGUGAGCGGCUGCAGCGGUGCCUACGAGAGGGCCAUCUCUGACUUCUGUAUGACCAAGUUCACUCUGGACAUGGAGGCCCUGGACCAGAGCCUGUGGUGCAGCUGGUCCGACACUUUUCAGCCUUACGAGGAACUGACCAACUGCACCUUUUUCAUGGCACUCAAAAUGCACUGCUUCUGGCCCAACCGGCUGAUAGACGAACUCUUCAUACGCCUCCACUGGGACUACUUUCACGACUGCGCUCUGACCGGCAGGCUGCUUCGGGACCCUCCUAUACGUAUCUUGGGGCCUUUCAUUGGAGUGCCUGUGCUGGUCACUCUGCUCAUGACUGCCCUAGUGGUGUGGAGCGGUAAAUGUUGCUAGGGAAUCGUGUAACUGUCUCAUCCUGGGUGAAGGUGCCCCUGGGUACAGAUUACAGAUCUAGGAUCAGUUUGCCCUGCCAAAAUUCUAAACUGAAUCAUUAGCGGAGGAAAAGCAAAACUGACCCGAGGCCAGCUUCUAGGGAUCAACCUGACCUCUUGGAGAACGAACUCCAACUUAUCCGAUAGGGGAGACAUGAUGGAGGGGACACUGAACUGGGACAAACGACAAGCAGAGAUACCCAACAGCAUACUAAGAUUGUAAUCUUUCUGUGAUGUUUGUUGUUUGAUGGACACUGGUAGUAUGAGUUAAGGACCUCUCAGAAGCCUACUACUGAAACAAAGCAAAGGCUUUAGAUUGUACUGUGGCUCAUCGAUAACCCUAGAAAUUCCAAUUUAAAACAUGCAUUGUAUUAUUGUAAACCACCAAGUGGCCAACCAAGAGAGGGCUAAUGUGGUGUAGGGCAUGGAGGACAGAUAAUAAAUACCUCGUAUGAAUAUGAA
Molecule: messenger RNA, 1231 nt
Organism: Salmo salar (Atlantic salmon)
Lineage: Eukaryota; Metazoa; Chordata; Actinopteri; Salmoniformes; Salmonidae
Product: receptor activity-modifying protein 1-like
Biological process (GO): calcium ion transport; protein localization to plasma membrane; intracellular protein transport
Cellular component (GO): cell surface; signaling receptor complex; membrane
Molecular function (GO): coreceptor activity
Source: RefSeq, a predicted model, not a curated record